Messenger RNA from Chlorella variabilis, 429 nucleotides. RefSeq names its product thioredoxin domain 2. The record is from RefSeq and is a predicted model, not a curated record. NCBI's taxonomy places the organism in Eukaryota, Viridiplantae, Chlorophyta, Trebouxiophyceae, Chlorellales, Chlorellaceae. Gene Ontology annotation, cellular component: U5 snRNP; U4/U6 x U5 tri-snRNP complex; spliceosomal complex. The transcript is spliced from 5 exons. Gene Ontology annotation, biological process: mRNA splicing, via spliceosome. Bases 1 to 429 code for a protein of 142 amino acids.
AUGAGCUACCUGCUCCCCCACCUGCACAGCGGCUUUGCCGUGGACCAGGCCAUCCUGUCGGAGGAGGACCGGGUGGUCAUCAUCCGCUUUGGGCACGACUACGACGACACAUGCAUGCAGAUGGACGAGAUUCUGGCGGGCACCGUGGAGCGCAUGAAGAACUUUGCGGUCAUCUACCUGGUGGACAUCAGCGAGGUGCCGGACUUCAACGCCAUGUACGAGCUGUACGACCCCUGCACAGUCAUGUUCUUCUUCAGAAACAAGCACAUCAUGAUUGAUCUGGGCACGGGCAACAACAACAAGAUCAACUGGGCAAUGAAUGACAAGCAGGAGUUUGUAGACAUUGUGGAGACGGUGUUCCGUGGGGCGCGCAAGGGCCGUGGUCUGGUUGUUUCUCCCAAGGACUAUUCAACGAAAUACAGAUACUGA